Messenger RNA from Penicillium macrosclerotiorum, 936 nucleotides. RefSeq lists its product as uncharacterized. The transcript has a single exon. NCBI's taxonomy places the organism in Eukaryota, Fungi, Ascomycota, Eurotiomycetes, Eurotiales, Aspergillaceae. Bases 1 to 936 code for a protein of 311 amino acids. The record is from RefSeq and is a predicted model, not a curated record.
AUGGAAUUCGGAACCCUCCGAGCUGCGGUACUGCUUCGUGGACAGGAUUAUCGCCAAUGGAUUGAUGAUACUGACUAUGCUUCACCUAGCCCUAGCGGGAGGUUCUGCCCUAGACUAAGCCUCCUCAGAAUUAAUGACCUGGCAAAUUUGGGAUAUGGCAUAUUUCAUCUUGAAGGCGAAGAAUUCGACAAAGCUCGCAUUACUGCAGAUAUCGCAGAGACUUUCACUUCCUCCCAAUUCAAGAGAAUCCGCGCAGGAAAUAUUCCAAGUACUCCAGGUCUUCCAGGAGUUUACAACACAGUCACCACAUACUCUUGUGCUGGCGUCCUCAUACUUGACGUGGUCUCAAGGGCUAAUGGUCCGCAUGCAUCGGAGAUUGCACUUGCUAUGUACAACUUUCAUUUCCAAAAGACAGCUUUGAAAUUGGUUUAUGUCACAAAUGUGGUUCAGGAGGAAACUAUCAAAGUUGUUAGAAACGCGAUCUAUGCCGCACAAGAUAUUCUUUUUGGGUAUGACAAGGAAAAGCGUGGCUGGGGUCAUGGAACAGAGCAAUAUGAUCUUUUACUCGGAACACCGAUCGGUGCUGUGGUGGGAGCGAUAGUCCUUGGUCAAUUUGGACGUGGAACUCACUAUAUCAGUAAAAUCUGGACGUGGACCACUGAUCUCGACACGGAGCAUUUAGAUAUGCGAUUUGAUAUCGAAAAAAUUGAUGCCCCUGAAAAUACCCAUCUGUCCAAGUCUUCUGUUGGCUCUCCUCUGUCAACUCCUGCUGAUUCUGAACCUCCUAGCGAGUAUGAGGAGAGCAGUUCUGCUCAGAAUAACAGUACUUCCAUCUCUUCGAUUGGUCCCCAGCAUUCCACUCAGCGUGUCACUCGAUCGCAAAGUCGUCGCUUGAGAGAACUAGAGAGGCAGAAGAAGCAGAACAAGCAAGCAUGA